Photinus pyralis (common eastern firefly) is the source of this 3079-nucleotide messenger RNA. Its product is annotated as myosin-10-like. NCBI's taxonomy places the organism in Eukaryota, Metazoa, Arthropoda, Insecta, Coleoptera, Lampyridae. Bases 307 to 3051 code for a protein of 914 amino acids. The transcript has 15 exons. The record is from RefSeq and is a predicted model, not a curated record.
CGCGAAUUUUUUACGGUCAGUCAGCCUGUUUAUGAGAAAGCCUAAUUUUUCGGUAUCAAAAUAAAGUGUGCAGAAACAAGUUAAGCACAGUGGUGUCAGAUGUUUUACGCGUGUUGUCCAAUUUCACUUUUUAAUUCCACCUUGGAAUUUGUAGAAUCCCUACGAAAUUUAAUUUCGGGUCUACGUAUACGUUUCGAUAAAAUCAAGCCGCCAUACCACUAACAAACGACACUCUAAUAUGACAGAUUAUGUUUCGAAGAUGUUCAAAAACGAAAUGAACCCGAAAUUUUUGUAACAGUCGACAGAAUGAGUUCCCAAUUUACAAUUCCAAUCAAAUUCGGCCCGGAUGGCUGCCAAGUCAAUCUCGGCGACCGGAUAUGUCGCGAAACGGAAACACUGGCGAUAAUCCAGGAGUUCAAUCGAACGUACCAGGCCAAGCUGAGGGAGAUCGGAAACAUUGGAGGCGGCGAUAACUUACAGCGCCGGGUGAAUCUGCAGCAGGACUGGAUACGCGACCUGACCCAGCAGAAUGAGAUGUUGGUGAAGAUCGUCGAGAGCUUGGAGAAGGAGGCGGCGGAUAAGGUCGCGCUGCUCGCGAAGAAGCUAGAGACGUCGACACUUUCCAGUGAGAAGGCCAACAAGAAUGUAACCGAAUUGGACUCUAAAGUGAAGGACCUCGAGAAGCGGAUUAGCGAAUCGCCCAAGCAAGACGACCUGGAGGCGUUGCAGCAUAAAUUGCGCCUGAAGGAAGAAGAAAUCAACUCCGUUAAGAGGAUGAGCCUCGAUGCGGAAACCGGAGCGGCCGAGCUGAGGAACAUGGUGAGAGGGUUCGAAGACGAGAAUCGCACUUUGAAGGAUACCAUCUUCCAAGCGAACAGGGAGCUGGAGAAGUUUUACGAGCAGGCGAACACAUACGUUGUGGAACGAGAAGAGUACAAGCGCAAGUAUGCCGAAGCUCAAGCGGCUCUUGAUAAAUUGCAGAAUCAGUUUUCAACGGCCCAGUCCCGUUGGCAAUCGGACAAUAAGUCCAAAGAAGGCGAGCUGGAGAGGCUUCAGAAGGAAAACUUGAAGGCAAAAGGCGAGAUAGAUACCAUCAGGCGUCAAAGUGAAUCGAUGAGUCAAGCCCAGAAUGAAACGAUACAAGCGUUACAAGAGGCGAUUAGGGAGAAGGAUAGGGCAGUUAAGGCGGUCAAAGUGUUACCGUCAACCGAGUCAGAUGCGUCUUGGCCAUCGGUAUCGACGAGCGCAUCGGCCAAAUCGACGCGCGCCGAAAAAGAGACAGGUCAAACUCCUGCUAAAGUCGCUCCGAAACCACCCGAAGCCAACAAACUUCUCAUAACGCCGGUACCCAGUGAAGACAAGUCGACUCGGUCGGGGGCCGGAAUACCACCGCCGCCCCUUGUUGAAGAUUCUAAGUCAAUUCGGUCGGCGGCCGGAAUCCCACCCCCACCCCUUGUUGAAGAUACCAGGUCGAUCAAGUCGGGACAAAUCUCGGAGAAAUCUCGUUCGCCUUCCGUCGAAAUUGUGACAGAUAGCGCCGGAUCGACAACGGAACCCUCGUCAACGUCCGAAGCUGUUCAGGAGAUAGCGAAGUUGCGAACGGAACGAGAAGAAGAAAGAGAGAGGCACUCGCAAGAAGUCGACGAUCUGAGAAAGACAAUCGUAGGGUUGGAGAAGGAACUUGAGAACGUAGCGCCCGUACGAGACACUCUAAAAGGUCGAGUUGAGGAGAUCGAAUGCGAGUGCGACGCUAUGCGCCGUCUUGUGAAUGAAGCCAAAGAGUUGAACAAGGCCUACCAGAACCUAGGCAUGGAAAACGUCGACCAACGCGUGCGUGAUCUACAGCAGAAACUCACCGAUAAGGUGGGCGAAAUGAGCGAGUACGCCGAACUUCUGCACGAGACACAGCAGAAACUAUGCUGGACCGUCUGCCAGAACAACGAGCUGAAGAAGGAGAUAACUGAACUACUCGCGCGCAUCAGCGAAUACGAGCUGAAUUAUAACGUAACGGACGAGCGCACAGAUUACUGCCAGAAGGAGAUCGAAACUUGCCAAGGAAAUGUGGCGCAACUGCGCGAGAAGCUCGUAGCGAUGAAGGACCUGCUGCAGAAGAAGGUCGAUCAGUACAGUCAGCUGGAGACGGAAUUUUGCGUGCAAAACAAUUCGCUGUGUUGCAUGCGGAAGCAGAUCGAUGAGAAUAAGGACAUGUACGAGAGGGAGGUGUGCGAUUUGAGGUGCACGAUCGGUGAGCUCCAGAGCAAGCUCGCGUCCGCCGAGGAGGCCGGUAAAUACCUGCGCGAGGAUUACGAGCGUAGUAAGACUCGAAAUCAAAAUUACACGUCCCUCGAAACGGAGCUGGAGCAAAAGUUUGAGGAGAGUCUAAGGGCCGCCAAUGAAGAGAUUGAGACGCUCAACGAGUACAUUGCGAAACUGCAGGAGGAGUGUGCGAACAUUCGGAAGGAGUUGCAAGCUAAAGACAAGAUUAUCGACGCUACCCAAGCUCGAUUACAAUCAGGCGCGCCCGCUCCCAGCGACGUGGAAAUGAUCGCGCUUCAAAACGAGCUGGAGAAAGCUCUUCGGCAGCACGACCUGUUGCGAGCUAAGAACGAAGCGCUCUGUUUGCAAUUGAGCGAAAUGCGAGACGCCGCCACUAAGCUCGAUCAGCAUAAUUUGGCGAGCGAGCAGCACGUGCAGAAUUGUCUAUGCGAGAUACACCACCUGCGCAGUGCCAGACAGCAGCUGGAGGUCAAAAACCAGGGUUACCUGAAGGAGAUCCAGUAUCUUCGGUGCGCCUAUGCUCAGCUCUACGAGAACUUCCAAAAAAUAACCGCGGUACUAAACAACUUUAAGGCGAAAUGCUGCUGCUGUAAGUCACGUCUGCGUGGAGGAUACAGUGUUGGCUCACCGAUGGACAUUCACAACUCGUCUGGAAGUACCACAGAUCACUACCUUGACAGCGACGAGACAGCCGUUACCGAAGAAUUUCUAAAGUCACCCGAAUUUUGGUUGAACAGGCCUUCUGACGACUUUCUCGUAUCUAAAGAUCAAUAAAUAAAGUACUCAUUGUUUUUUAACUUCA